Messenger RNA from Colletotrichum scovillei, 897 nucleotides. RefSeq names its product capsule polysaccharide biosynthesis protein. The transcript is spliced from 2 exons. Lineage: Eukaryota; Fungi; Ascomycota; Sordariomycetes; Glomerellales; Glomerellaceae. Bases 1 to 897 code for a protein of 298 amino acids. The record is from RefSeq and is a predicted model, not a curated record.
AUGAUAAAGUCGAGGCUGCGGGAAACAAUGUUAGAUGUGCUGGGGGCUGCUAAGCCGUGCCUUCGUCGGAUCCUCGAGCAGGUGGUAAAAUCGAUCGCCUCAAACAAAGCCCAGACAGCAUGGGGAGUCGCCACAGCUGCACUGCUGUACCUGAACCUGAAGAGGAUCCCGUUUGUUUGGCAUUUUCGUGUGUUCAGCCACAUUUGGUGGCCCAAGAAUGGCCUCUUCGAGCACAAACCUGGCGCAAUCUUCCAGCCGGUAGUCACACCUUCUCGCGUUGCUCUGCUGGAAACCGACUACAACUUGCACAAGUCAAACAGCACCUACUUCUCUGAUCUUGAUGUUGCUAGGACGGACCUUCUCGCUGCCCUGAGAGCUCAAGCAAUUGAUGGCGAUCUAUACAAGGAGUACAAGAAAGGUGUUCAAAUUCUGCUCGCAGGCACCUCCUGUACCUUCAAGAAGGAAAUCAAACCUGGUGCCGCCUUUGACAUGCAAAGCAGAGUCCUCACCUGGGAUAAGAAGUGGCUGUACAUUGUUACCCACUUUGUCGAGAAGCAGAAGGAGGGCAAGUCGCCCACCUACAAGCCGUGGAGGAAAGCAGGUAAGGGCAAAGACGCCCAGACAUCGCCUCUUGUCUACGCGACGGCGAUCUCGAAAUGCGUCGUCAAAGCCGGUCGUCUCACUGUGCCACCGCAGAAGUUCUUCCAGGCGGCAGGUGUUCUUCCUUCGGAGGACCAACCUGAAGGGUCCAUUGCAGACGUCACACCAGAGGCAAAUGACUUCGGAGGGUGGACUUGGGCAAAGGUUGAGGAAGAGCGUCUGGAAGCAUUAAAAAUUGCUGAUGGUUUCGCCAGUGGUUUAGAUGCGGCGCAUGAGAAAGCCAAUUUGUUGGUUUAG